AUGACGUGGAAGUCUUUUUAUGAAAAGAUUGAGAAGUCAAGCCCUGCUGCCGGAGAAGGUGCCGAAUCUGAGGACUCCUCUCCUGAAGUAAAAGUCGAGGACCAAGGCCUCCAUAUGGCUUGGACAAUUUCAGUGAUCUGCUGGGGACUGGGUUUGCUUGGUCACAAGAACGACGAGCUCUUGUCAUGUUUGGCCAGUUUGGUCAAGCCGCUGCUCCAGCACCUGAGCCCCUACCAGUUGCAGAAUUGCCUCUGGGCCUUUGCUUCGCUGGGGAUGAAAGACGCCGGCCCCUUCUUCGGGGCAGCAGUGGGAACCAUCGAGCCUCGCAUCAAGCUCUUCAGCCACGAGAGCUUAGUUGCCAUCCUCACAUCUUUCGCCAUGGUCAAGGUGUUGAGCGCCAAUCUUUUCGAUGCCGCCGCGAAGGUCCUCGCCGAGGCUGGGGAUACACUCCGCCCUCAGGACAUUGCGAACUGCACCUGGGCAUUUGCCAUUUUGCGACAUCCGCAUCCAGACAUUUUUUCCGGUCUGGGCACAUCCGCAGCAGCGAGGCUCCACGAGUUCCGGCCGGAGCAGGUGGCCGUAUUGGCCUGGGCCUACGCGCUGGCUCGACGGCGCCUGGCCCCACUUUUCGAGGCCAUCCAGAAAGAUGUGGUAGGCCGUUAUCAGCAAUUCAAUCCUGACAGCCUGGCUGGCAAGUUGUCUGUUUGGCUAACGUUCUCCAUGCUUUUGCUCUUGUAG
Molecule: messenger RNA, 738 nt
Organism: Symbiodinium pilosum
Lineage: Eukaryota; Dinophyceae; Suessiales; Symbiodiniaceae
Source: the annotation of a GenBank genome assembly